AUGUAAAACAAACCUUGUGAUUGGAUUUGUGGUGAAUGCAGAAACUUAAAUUAUUCAUUUCGAAAAGUUUGUAACAGAUGUUAAUAAUGUACCAGAGAUGCACCUGGAACAAGAUUUAUACCUAAUAAAGUUGAUUAAGGAUUAUAAAUCCUCUAAACUAUCAAACUUUAAGAAUAAGACUUAGGAGGAAGUAAUCAUAGUUCAGUAGAAACAAAUGAUGAUGAAGAUGUUGUUUUUUCAUAAGCUCUAUUUCUCGAGGAUUUAUCCAAAAAAACCGAAAACUUGAAUAAAUCAUUCUCUUUUUUAAAGAAAUGCUCCAUUUGUUAAUGUUAGAAUUAUUUCUAUUAACAAAAAUGUAGUCAAUGUGGGUUCUCUUAAUUUAUAUGA
This is a messenger RNA of Paramecium primaurelia, 387 nucleotides long. NCBI's taxonomy places the organism in Eukaryota, Ciliophora, Oligohymenophorea, Peniculida, Parameciidae. The record is from the annotation of a GenBank genome assembly.